AAGAAACCAACCUUUUCUCAUGCCUUAUGUACUACUGAUUCAAAAAAAAUGAAAAGAUUCAAUCUUUUUCUUCCCUUACUACUAACUCUACUUACUUUUUCUUGUUUUCACUUCUCUAAUGCCAAAAACCCUAAGAACCCAUUUGCCAUUAACACUCUUAGACCUCUUUCAAGCCACCAUGGAAGCUCAAGCUCUCAUGGGUUUCCAUCUCAGGUCUUUAAUGUAGAUGAUUUUGGGGCCAAAGGUGAUGGAACAGAUGACAGAAAGGCAUUUAACAAGACUUGGAAUAAGGCUUGUUCAUCCAAAGGGGGUAUUUUUUUGGUCCCAAAGAAAAGGACUUAUCUUCUUGGGCCAAUGAAUUUCACUGGUCCUUGCAAAUUUUCUCUGCUUACUUUCAAGAUUGCUGGAACAAUUGAAGCUUCAACUGAACAAAAUGAGUACAUAAAGGAUAUGUGGCAUUGGCUUGUGUUUGUAAGUGUGAAAAACUUAAGAGUUGAAGGUGGUGGAACUUUUGAUGGUAAAGGAAAAAUAUGGUGGAAAAAAUCUUGCACUGUCUUCAAAUCUCUUUCUUGUGUUCGCGCACCAAUUGCAGUAACUUUCUUUGAUUGUAAGAAUCUAAAUGUGACCAAUAUUUGGUUCAAAGAUUCACAAAAAUUCCAUCUAUUCUUUGAUUCAUGUGAUAAUGUCAAAGCUAAUCAUCUAUUAGUAACUGCACCAAGUAAUAGUCCAAACACAGAUGGAAUUCAUUUGAGAGGUUCACAAAAUAUUCAUUUGAUGAAUAAUAUUAUCCAAACAGGUGAUGAUUGUAUUUCUAUUAUAAAUGGAUCAAGUAAUGUUAUAGCUACAGAUAUAAGUUGUGGCCCUGGUCAUGGAAUAAGUAUUGGUAGCUUAGGACCUAAUAAUACAGAAUCUCAAGUCUCUAAUGUGACAGUGGAUAGGGUAACAAUGUUGGGAACUACUAAUGGAGUUAGAAUAAAGAGUUGGCAGGGUGGUUCUGGUUAUGGAGAAAACAUAAUAUUUCAAAACAUAGAAAUGCACAAUGUCACCAACCCCAUCAUCAUAGAUCAAUACUAUUGUGAUCAAAUGGAACCUUGUCCAGAACAGUACUCGGCAGUAAAAAUAAGCAAUGUGGUGUACAGUAACAUAACAGGGAGUAGUUUCUCAGAAGUGGCUGUAAAAAUCAAUUGUAGCAAAACUUUUGAAUGUGAAGAGAUUUCAAUGAGAAAUGUGAAUUUGGUAAGAGAAGGAAAUGGUGUUGUUAAAGCUUUUUGUAGUAAUGUUGGAUUCACUCAAAAAGAAUUGGUUUUUCCUUCAUGCUCAUAGUACUUAAAAUAAACAUUUGUAUUUCUUUAAUAGAUUAUGUCUACUCUAAUCAAUAUGUUGAAAAAAUGUGAUGUAAUUUGGUAACUAGAACUAUUAUUUCUUAAAUAUCAAAUGGUAUUUUUGUUUCAACAUA
Cannabis sativa is the source of this 1456-nucleotide messenger RNA. RefSeq names its product polygalacturonase. Gene Ontology annotation, biological process: fruit dehiscence; anther dehiscence; pectin catabolic process. Gene Ontology annotation, molecular function: polygalacturonase activity. Lineage: Eukaryota; Viridiplantae; Streptophyta; Magnoliopsida; Rosales; Cannabaceae. Bases 49 to 1323 code for a protein of 424 amino acids. The record is from RefSeq and is a predicted model, not a curated record. The transcript has 9 exons.